AAUAUAUAUUCGAUAAGAGUACUCGACACCAGCUCGACACAGUCGUGACUCUAUUAACUCGGUUCAGUGUUUUCGGGACUUAGUUGUGUUGCGAUUGCUGCUAUUUGGUAUUUUUUAAUAAAAAUAACAUUUACAUCGUCAGUUUAACUCCGUCAAUAAAAUAAUUGCUUUGCCAUGGAUCUCUCAAAAAUGUCAAACGAUAAAAAAUUGCAGUUAUGCAAAUACUAUUUUUAUGGUGGUUUUGGAUUACUUCCAUUUCUUUGGGCUGUGAAUGCCAUUUGGUUUGCCCAACAAGCAUUCUGUGCACCUCCAUAUGAGGAACAAAAACAGAUUAAAAAAUAUGUGAUACUGUCUGGAGUAUUAGCACUAAUAUCGAUAUCUGCAUAUGUGGCUUGGAUAAUUGUAUUUCAAACCUACAGAGUAGAAUGGGGUCAAUUUGCAGACUCUAUUAGUUUUGUAAUUCCAGCAGGAGUACCAUAGGACUUUAUUUAGUUUUUAAUUUAAUUAAAUGAUAUAAUGAUCACUAGGAUUAAGGGAGAUAUAAAAGUAUAUAUUGCUAAAGAAAACGAAGGACUUUUUGUAAAAAACAAUAUACAUUUUAUUU
This is a messenger RNA of Phymastichus coffea, 604 nucleotides long. It is a transcript of the gene pen-2, whose product is annotated as gamma-secretase subunit pen-2. The record is from RefSeq and is a predicted model, not a curated record. The transcript is spliced from 3 exons. Gene Ontology annotation, cellular component: gamma-secretase complex. Lineage: Eukaryota; Metazoa; Arthropoda; Insecta; Hymenoptera; Eulophidae. Bases 175 to 480 code for a protein of 101 amino acids. Gene Ontology annotation, biological process: Notch receptor processing.